CCUCCGCACAAGACUUCCUGACCGGUUCAGAAGUAGUUUGGCUGCUGCACAACGAUCGUCAUGGGGAAAAUCAAAGCUGGCCCUGUUGUUGAGAUACAGGGAGACGAGAUGACCAGAAUUAUCUGGGACCUUAUUAAGGAAAAGCUGAUUCUUCCCUUCCUAGAUGUACAGCUGGUUUCUUUUGAUCUAAGCAUCCAAAACAGGGAUGCUACAGAUGAUCAAGUUACCGUGGACUGUGCCAAUGCUAUAAAGAAGUACAAUGUUGGUAUCAAGUGUGCCACCAUAACACCAGAUGAGCAUAGAGUGGAAGAAUUCAAGCUGAAGAAGAUGUGGAGAUCCCCUAAUGGGACAAUAAGAAACAUCCUUGGUGGCACGGUGUUUAGGGAAGCCAUAAUUUGUAAGAACAUUCCACGUCUGGUACCUGGCUGGACUAAAAGCAUCGUCAUUGGACGUCAUGCUUAUGGUGACCAGUAUAAAGCCACUGACUUUGUGGUCCCAGGUGCAGGCAAGCUAGAGGUGACAUGGACCCCUAAGGCAGGGGGAGAACCUAUCAAACACAAUGUGUUUGAGUUUGAAGAUGGAGGGGUAGCACUGGCCAUGUACAACACAGACAAGGCAAUUACAGACUUUGCCCACAGUUCAUUCCAAUAUGCCUUAAUGAAGGGUCUUCCGUUGUACCUAAGCACAAAAAACACAAUUUUGAAGAAAUAUGAUGGUAGAUUCAAGGACAUUUUCCAAGAAAUCUAUGAUUCUGCUUACAAGCCCCAGUUUGAAGCCAAGAAGAUCUGGUACGAGCACCGGCUGAUAGAUGAUAUGGUUGCACAGGCCAUGAAGUCUGAGGGUGGCUUUGUUUGGGCAUGUAAGAAUUAUGAUGGAGAUGUCCAGUCUGAUUCUGUCGCACAAGGUUUUGGAUCUCUAGGCAUGAUGACCAGUGUACUGAUAUGUCCAGAUGGUAAAACUGUAGAAGCUGAGGCUGCGCACGGCACAGUCACACGCCAUUAUAGAUUUCAUCAGCAAGGCAAGGAGACAUCUACUAACCCAAUUGCCUCUAUCUUUGCCUGGACACGUGGUCUAGCUCACCGUGCCAAGUUGGAUAACAAUGAGGAGCUUGCAAAGUUUUCCCAAGCCUUGGAGGAUGUCUGUAUCGAGACUAUUGAAUCAGGCAGCAUGACCAAGGACUUGGCUAUUUGUAUCAAAGGAAUGGCAAACACCCAGCGUAGUGACUACCUUAAUACUUUUGAAUUUCUGGACAAGCUAGCAGAGAACCUCAAAGCCAAGAUGUCAGCAUGACUGGCUGCAGGGGAGGCACAAGGGCUCAGUAAAUUAUAGGAUUGUGCUAGACUAGUAUAGAUUAACUGAAUUCUGUGGUGUAAUUGAUAAUAUCAAUACGGGUUUUUAUGAGCUAACUAGUCAUCAUUUUAGCUUUUGAGGCAAAUUACAACAUUGGGAGCAUCUUUCUACCAAUCAUUACUUAACUCUAAUUGUGUUGAAGAUUAUGAAUUCAAUAAUAUUAAAUAAUUCAUUCAACAGGAAUAAUCUUUUCUGUUAUCUUCCAACUAAAUUUUUGCUCAAAUCUGUCUAUUAUUAGUAGUUUCAUUUUUGCUACUUUUUUUCCCGUUUUUAUGCUCAAAUUUUUAUCUAAUUCAUAGGGUGAGUGACAUUAUUUGCACAAUCAGACAUGUCAGUCAGCAGUGACUGGCAAAAAUUGCCACAAAAUGAUUUAAAACUGGAUCACAGUACAAAUUUUUGUGAACUUAUAUUAAUAUUUAUAUUAAAGAGUGGAGAGGCAGGUCAAUCCUGUGACAUUAUGAAAAAUAGAAAUAUGGGUUGUUAUGAGCAAACUAAUCAACAUUUUAAUUUUUGAGACAAGUGAGGGAGUAUCUUUGCCUGAAACAAUUUACUUUCUAUCAUUCAUUAGUUGCUUAUAUUAGUGUUUAAAAGUAAGGGAUUAAAUUACAUAAAAUAAUUCAUUCAAAAUGAACAAUCUUUUCUGGCAGAUCAUUCAGCAGUGUCUGGCAAGAUUUGGUGCAAAAUAACUGCAUACAUCUACCAUCCAGUAAAAAAUUGGAUCACUGUAAAAUUUUCUGUGAGCUUGAAUGAAUAUUAAAGAGCAGAUAGGCAUUUCAAUUUACGUACUCAGUCCACUAGGGAUGUUUGCAGGGUUGCCAGCAUUGCAGAACUUAAAAUGAGUCAUUUGUGAAAUAUCUGUUAAACAUAAGCAUUGUGCCUCACCCCCUCCCUUUCUGGACUGUAUGAAUUAUGCUUCCAUGAACAUGCCAGAAACUAGUAGCACAAAAUACUUUUGGGCGAAAGCUAAGAACAUUCUGGUAACUGCCCAAAGGAUUGCAUACUGUUUAGUUAAAGAAAACUGUUUAAGAAGUAAACUGUUUAAUAGAACCAUGAGGGAAAAAUUAAUAAAAGGGAAGCCACUAAUCUUUUA
Lingula anatina is the source of this 2440-nucleotide messenger RNA. RefSeq names its product isocitrate dehydrogenase [NADP] cytoplasmic. Gene Ontology annotation, molecular function: NAD binding; isocitrate dehydrogenase (NADP+) activity; magnesium ion binding. The record is from RefSeq and is a predicted model, not a curated record. NCBI's taxonomy places the organism in Eukaryota, Metazoa, Brachiopoda, Lingulata, Lingulida, Lingulidae. Gene Ontology annotation, cellular component: mitochondrion; peroxisome; cytosol. Gene Ontology annotation, biological process: NADP+ metabolic process; isocitrate metabolic process.